UCAGCCCGCACUGCUUGGUGCACCAGGACUUUCAGUUUUGGCCGUGUUGCUGUUGCUUCUUCUUUUUCUAAAAAAAAAAAAGUCUUCAAGUGUCAGAAACAGGAUGGUGAAGAUGGGGUGAGAGAGACGCAGACAUGGCAGCAGCAAAGCGUGUUUUCCACCUCCAGCCAUGUGAAAGUCCACCGGCAGCGAUGUCCAGAAAUGGGUAUUUUUUUGAAGAGACUGGUUAUCUUAAAUGUGACACCGAUGACGGCUGUGAGAACAAAGAAGAAGUAGGAGGAGAAGAGCUCUUUGACACUGUAAAUUCCUCAAUUGUUUCCGGGGACAGCAUCAGAUUCUUUGUGAAUGUCAAUUUGGAAGUACAACAGAAUGUAACUGUAGAAAGUGAAAGUGCUGGCUGUGUUUUAUUACAUACAUCUAGAAAGUACCUGAAAUUAAAGAAUUUUGAGGAAGAAGUCAGAGCCCACCGUGACCUGGAUGGGUUCCUGGCCAGAGCUAUCAUCAUACUGGAUGAGACCGCAACCUCCUUGGAUGAUGUCCUUCGAGAGAUGCUGAAACACUUCGCUGAAGAUUCUGACAACACAGAGCCAAGCUGCAACUUUGACAAAAUAAUGAGCACUUUAUUCACCGAUUCGGGAGCCCCCAGGGAAGGGAACGUUCACCUCCUAUCCGAUACAAUUCAGGGGGUCACAGCAACCGUCACAGGGGUUCAAUAUCAACAGUCCUGGCUCUGUAUCAUUUGCACUAUAAAGUCUCUUCAGCGACGUCAUGUUUGCAUCAGCCGCCUGGAGAGGCCUCAGAACUGGGGGGAGAACUCCUGUGAAGUGAGAUUUGUCAUCUUGGUUCUUGCGCCUCCUAAAAUGAAAAGUACGAAAACUGCCACCGAAGUGGGCCGGACCUUCGCCACGAUGUUUUCAGAUAUAACUUUUCGGCAGAAGCUUCUAGAAACAAAAACCGAAGAAGAGUUUAAAGAAGCCUUGGUACAUCAACGCCACCUGCUGACGGUGGUGAAUCAGAGACCCUCAGCAGUGAACGAGGGGCACAAAACACACAGCCACAAGCCGCUCAAGUUGCAUGAGUUUUUCAAUGUUGGCAAGGGAAUAUUCGAUGACAUAGCACGAAGAUUUCCAGUGUACGCUUUGGACUUCACUGACGGGAUUAUCGGAAAUAACAAGGCCAUAGGAAAAUACAUCACAACGAUGAUCUUUUUAUAUUUUGCCUGCCUCCUGCCAUCCAUUGCAUUUGGUUCCCUAAAUGAUGAAAACACAAGAGGAGUUAUUGAUGUGCAGAAGACAAUUGUUGGCCAGUGUAUCGGUGGACUUCUUUAUGCUCUGUUUUCAGGGCAGCCUCUAGUUGUGCUCUUAACCACGGCUCCUUUAGCCUUGUACAUCAAUGUGAUCCGGGGGAUCUGUGAUGACUACAGCUUGGAUUUUAGUGCUUUCUACGCCUGGAUUGGACUGUGGAACAGUUUUUUUCUUGUGCUGUAUUCUCUCUUUAACUUCAGUCUUGUAAUGAAGCUCUUUAAAAGAUCAACAGAAGAAAUCAUUGCACUUUUUAUAUCGAUCACAUUUGUGCUUGAUGCACUCAAAGGGAUUAUUAAAGUUUUUAAGAAAUAUUACUACCAUGAGCACCAAGGAGACAGUUACUUGGAAAAUACACGUGCUGAUGUCAUUCCAAGCCUCAGCAUCAAUACCACCUUCUUGAUGAAUUCAUCAGUGAGCAGGUCUGUGUCGCUGGAGAAUCAGACGGGCAUGAAUGAGGUCGUGCAUUAUGGACGUGAAACUGCUGUCCUUAGUCUCAUGUUGAUGCUGGGAACCCUUUGGCUUGGUCAUACACUUUAUCAAUUUAAGAAAAGCCCCUAUUUGCAUGCAAGGGUCCGCGAAAUCCUGUCCGACUGUGCCUUACCCAUAUCCGUUCUAACCUUCUCCAUCGUAGGCUCCUACUUCUUCAAGGAAAUAGAAAUGUCCAAAUUUAACUACAACCCAUCUGAGAGUUUAUUCGUGCUGGCCCCAAUCCAAUCUCUCUCAAUUGGCUCUGUAAUGAGUGCCAUGGGCCUGGGGUUCCUUCUGUCGAUGCUUUUCUUCAUAGAGCAGAAUAUAGUGGCAUCACUCACAAAUGCUCCAGAGAACAGGUUAGUGAAAGGAACAGCUUAUCACUGGGACCUCCUCCUUGUAGCUCUGAUUAACACGGGACUGUCUGUCUUCGGACUGCCAUGGAUACAUGCUGCGUUCCCUCAUUCCCCAAUGCACGUCCGAGCACUGGCCUACGUGGAAGAGAGGGUUGAAAACGGGCACAUCUAUGAGACGAUAGUGAGCGUGAAGGAGACACGAUUGACUACACUGGUGGCCAACUUCUUGGUGGGUCUCUCGCUCUUCCUCCUGCCCUUCCCACUGCAGUGGAUCCCGAAGCCAGUCCUCUAUGGCCUCUUCUUGUACAUUGCCCUGACCUCCAUUGAUGGGAAUCAGCUCUUCGAGAGGGUGGCCCUCUUGCUGAAAGAACAGGUAUAG
This is a messenger RNA of Trachemys scripta elegans, 2507 nucleotides long. RefSeq names its product solute carrier family 4 member 11 (gene SLC4A11). Lineage: Eukaryota; Metazoa; Chordata; Testudines; Emydidae. The transcript has 18 exons. The record is from RefSeq and is a predicted model, not a curated record. Bases 135 to 2507 code for a protein of 790 amino acids. Gene Ontology annotation, biological process: monoatomic anion transport; transmembrane transport; monoatomic ion homeostasis. Gene Ontology annotation, cellular component: plasma membrane; basolateral plasma membrane. Gene Ontology annotation, molecular function: solute:inorganic anion antiporter activity.